Messenger RNA from Arachis ipaensis, 1466 nucleotides. RefSeq lists its product as uncharacterized. Lineage: Eukaryota; Viridiplantae; Streptophyta; Magnoliopsida; Fabales; Fabaceae. The record is from RefSeq and is a predicted model, not a curated record.
UCUCCUCUGCGCUGGUUGGGGUCGUUUUCCUGCCGUUUAUUCAUUUGAGAUUCAAGAUAACAAAGGCCAUGCGGUAUUGUUUGGAAGAGGCCCAUUCAAUAGCUUACAUAUUCGGAGACUCCAUGAACCCUAAGGAGACGCUAUUUAAAAGAGGUGACAUGAAGCUCGACAGGGAAGACUUCAACUGCCUGCUGCCGGGCCAAGAACUAUCAGCAUACAUUAUGCAACUCAUGGCGUUGAAGACAGCUUGGACACAGUCACAAUUGCAGCAACACACAGAGUUCGUAUUGAAUCCCAACAUAACUGAUGGGGACAUCGACGCAUUCUUCAGCAGAGACUAUCUUCCAACACCUAACGCGCUAAAAUAUGUAUAUGUUCAAAUGAAAGACAGGCUGAAGGUGGAUCAGGAAAAUCACUUUUAUUUGAUGGUUGUGGAUAUACAAGGCUGGAAGAUCUGGCUCCUAGAUAGCUACCCCACCGAUGAUACAAUUAUUGGUCGGAAAUGUGUUGCCAAAGCUGUGGCCAGAACUUUGGACAACCUUAUGAAGGUCAAGUUCAUUGAGGUUAAUCUCUUGGGACGUAGACCUCCCCUUGCGGAGUGGAAUCCUGAAUUUGUUCUUGGAGUUCUUAAUAUGGGCAACUGAUACAAGGAUAAGUUAUGGAUCUUGCUAUGGCUACAGAUGGAGCAAGCCUUCACACUAAACCCUCCUGGACAGAAGAAGGUUUGUGUCAUCUCUUGAUCUAAACAUUGUUACCUCUUAUGGCAUCUCGUACUUCAGUAGCUCUAAUACGAGUUGUUUCCUCACUUGAUGCUUUGUCAAAACAAUAAUAUAGACCUUCUUGGGGACAAAAUACACAUUGAUACUGCUUUAGGCUUAGCCACAGAGCACUUCAACCAGAUGAAGGAUGAAUUUCUGUAGAGAGCUAUGGUGGACUGGAACAGCAAGCGCACCAUGGCUAAAAUUCUGCUUUGGAGAAAUGUUGAUUUUGUUAUCUGCAAUAUUAUUAGUAGCCGGCUGUGUAGUAGCACCAUAUUUUUUAUGUGACUAGUGUUGAACUAAAUAGUUGUAUGAGUGGAAGCUGAUGGUAGUACAUAAGUAUCCUUGUUUAGUUAUUGUGUGUCUGAUAUUUUGGCAGGAUUAGAAGGAAACCCAUAUCCUUGAAGUGGUGGGUUCUAUUUUAUUAGUUUCCCACCCCUUUUAGCUCAUGGGAUUCCUCCAGACAUUCUACGUUGGGUCAUUUUCAGGAUGAUGAAUUUUGAAAAUGUGCAUGCGUGCAUUUUUUGGUCGGAUCAUGAAAUCAGAACGAUCUGAAACGAGGCAUGCACAUCACAAAAUUGUGAAUUCAGGGCUACUCUUGAUAGUUUGUAUUUUGUAGUUGUUAUACAUUAUCACUAUUUACUAAUGUUUAGGUAAACUCUCUUUGCGUAAUCCCACAUUUAUUUAUGUGAUGUUUAUUAAUCGAAA